UGAUAUGGUAGAGAGGGCCGCAGACGAUACCUAAAUUGGCCAAUUUCUUCUAAGUGACUCGAAUUUAGAUUUAAGAAAUGAUUGGGAAUAGCUUCAUUAGGAUUUUAGAGGAGAUAUCCGUACUAAUUCUGUUUAGAAAAUCACCAGGGAAGGAAUAUAACUGAUUCGAUACAAGUUUUUAAAACCACCUGUACUAUUUGUGUACUGUCACUACUGAGUGUACUGUGUGUAAUAGCGGUGGAUAAGGAGUUAUCCGUCAAUUGUUGAUUUACGGUAAGAGUGGUCACCAUUUCGAAACUAUAUGGAUACAUAGUAUUUCUAUACCAGAGGCAGAGUUAUAAAUGGAAGCCAGUGCUUUUUUGAGGGUGUGUCAUUCUGUUUGUUUGGUUAGAUAAGGGUUAGAACGUGUAACAAACGCUAGCAGAAUGAGGAGAGUACAAUACCUUGGGCCGGGUACAUCAGAGGACCAGGGGUGCACCUUCUUGACCCCAAGAACUAAGAACGUUAUCUUCCCAAUGAGGACUUGUAGUAAGCUCCUGUUGCAACUGACACUCCUGUUAUUUUUGUUCACAUUUGCUCGAGGACAGGGCCCGGGGACAAAUCUUGAAGGUGCAGCGAGAUUUGCAGACGAGAGGGUUAAUUUCACAAUAUACGAGAACCAGCCUCCCGGGACGGUUGUCGGGUUCAUUCCAAUCAAAUCAGGAUUCACUUACAAGUUUAAUCAACAACCGAAAGAGUUCACAUUAGAUCCAAACACUGGUGAACUCUCGACAAAUAUGACUUUAGAUCGCGAAGGAUUAUCUAGCGAUCGCAUUAAUCUCUUGGUGCUAAGUAGUCAUCCAGUUUAUCCAAUCGAAGUUUAUAUCACAGUCAAGGAUUUAAACGACAAUGCUCCAGUAUUUCCUCAUCGUAGUGUCGAAGUUAAAUUUCCAGAAACCGCACUUGUCGGUGCUUGGAAUAUCUUAGAUAUGGCAGUCGAUGCGGACAUUGGUGAUAACGGGACAGUCGAUACUUACAAAAUCAUCUCCGGGAACGAUGACGGGAAAUUUGCCAUCCAACUCUCAGCUAAUGAUACAAAUCCACUUCUCUUCAUCAAAAUCAAGAAGAAAUUAGAUCAUGAAGAAAAAGACUCUUAUCAGUUGAACAUCUCCGCCCAAGACAAAGGUACACCGCCAAGGUUCGGCUACCUACAAAUAAACAUUAGCGUCACUGAUAUUAAUGAUAAUCCGCCCAAAUUUGAUCUCAGUUUUUAUACGGCAAGGGUGAAUGAGAGUGCACCAAUUGGAACGACUGUGAUACAAGUCCGCGCUACGGAUCUCGAUACUGGCAUAAAGUCUGAUAUCAUCUACUCUGCUGAUGAUGAAUCAAUGUUUACAAUAGACUCGCUGACGGGCGUCAUUACAACCACACUGAAGCUCGAUUGCCCGAAAUCCUGUAAAGAAGCUCUCACUGACUGUAAUGAGUAUGAGAAAAUUAGUACUUGUGUCAUCAACGUUCAAGCGAAAGAUGUUGACCGCUCUGGAAAUUCUGGAUCACUGGUUGGAAGAGCUAGGGUCAGCGUGACAUUGGAUGAUGAAAAUGACCAUAGUCCUGUCAUCAAGUUCCAGUACGCUGGUGGUCUGGAUGUCGCGGCUGUGGAUGAAAGUGCUCAGGAUGGAGAUAUCGCAGCGUUCGUCACUGUCACUGAUAGCGAUGCUGGAACAAAUGCUGAGACUAUGCUCCAGCUCACUGCUGGAAAUGAACUUGGACAUUUCCGAUUGGACAAACUUGUCAUGACACACUAUGUCGUCAAAGUUGCCGGGAGAAACUUAGAUCGAGAAAAGAUCAACAAAUACAACCUGACUUUAGUUGCCACGGACAAGGGAACACCGCCAAGAAGUUCAACUGCUUUCUUGAUUGUGCGGGUGAAUGAUGUAAAUGACCAUGCACCGGAAUUCCAGAAGACUAGUUAUCACGUUGAGCUAAGCGAACUUGUCCAAAUUGGAAGCUUCGUUGUUGGAAUAACGGCAACAGACAACGAUACUGAUUUCAAUGAGCAAUGUCAGUGCAAGCUCCGAUAUGCUAUCGUUUCUGGCAAUGAUCUUGGGUGGUUUCAAAUCGACAAAGACACGGGACUCGUCUCAACGAAGACCUUAUUAGACCGCGAGCAACGUUCAUUAGUGAACUUGAACAUUUCUGCAAUGGAUUAUGGUUCCCGACCUCACAUUUCUUUCACCAGACUUGCAAUAAACAUUUUUGACGAGAAUGACAUGGUUCCAACAUUCAGCCAGAUUACAUUCAACAUCGCCAAAACAGAAGGUCUUCCAGCUGGAACUGAAAUCCUAACAGCAACUGCUGUUGAUAAUGAUGGUGGCGUCAAUGGUACUGUGGUUUAUUCUUUAUUACCCGAAGUCAACCACAACUAUCCAAAAACAUUCUCAUUGGAUUCAAAGACUGGUCGUCUCACUACGAGGAUGACUCUCGAUCGGGAAGUGGUGCCAUUUUAUGUUGUCAAGAUCAAGGCGCAGGAUGGCGGUACUCCGUCCCUGUCUUCAACCACUACUGUUUAUCUGAACGUAACAGAUAUCAAUGACAAUCCACCUAUCUUUUACCCACGGAACUACUUUGCGACUGUCAUGGAAAAUAAACCAUCUGGAACCACAGUUGUGCAGGUGACGGCAACAGAUUUAGACGCUGGAGAAAAUGGUCGUAUUCUUUACUCCAUCGUUGAUGGUGGAGAGGGGAAGUUCACCAUCAGUAGUUCCACAGGGUGGCUGACCACAACGGCGACCUUGAACAAACAACAGAAAUCCAAGUACACCAUUAAUCUCAGCGCUAAAGAUCCUGGCAAUUUAGUUGCACCUGCGCCAGCCAUUGUCGAAGUCUCGGUUAUUGACAAGUUAGCAGUUUCACCUGUAUUUAGUCAAUCGAGCUAUGUUUUCCUUGUUGAUGAGGACAGUGACGAUAAAACACCAAACAUUGGAACUAAAAUCGGGAAGGUUACAGCAUCAAACCCACAAACUAGCGCAAGUAUAGUCUAUGCAAUCAGCAGUGGGGAUCCAGAUCAGAUUUUCAGAAUUGAUGCGGCAAGUGGGAACCUUUUCACCAACCGUAAAGUUGACCGGGAAAAGCAUCAAAAGUUUUCUCUGAAGGUUAUCGCAAAAGCUGGGUCAAUGUUUGGAACAACAAUGGUGAAUAUUACUGUGAAGGAUAAGAAUGAUAACUCACCGGAAUUCGGUUUGUUGUCAGUUGAUGCAGUCGUCAUGGAGAACUGGCCUGUGGGACAUGAGGUGUAUCAUGCUCAAGCAAUUGAUAAAGACCAAGGACCAAAUGCCCUAGUGAAAUACACACUGAUCCAGGACCCUGAUAAUGCCUUCGGUAUUGACCCAGACACCGGCAUAAUCUUCCUGAACAAACCAAUCAUAAUUGAAACCAAGAAAUCAUUCCAGUUACAAGUGAGUGCAGUCGAUAGUGGAACUCCACCGAAAUCUUCCACGAUGCAAGUACGGCUUACUGUUCAAGAUGUCAAUGAUCACACACCAACUUUCACUCAAGACAAAUACGAGAUUGCCAUUUCUGAGUCUCUUGAAGUAAACACCCGUUUUUAUGCCGUAAGUGCCCGGGAUGCAGAUGAUGGUCCAAAUGCCGAUGUGGCCUAUAGUAUCAUAAAGGGAAAUGUCAAUAAUAAGUUUGGUAUCUUUCCUGAUGGUUUCCUCUAUGUUGCCCAACGUUUGGACCGUGAGAACCGGGACACCUACAAAUUAGUUCUGAAGGCUGCUGAUAGAGGAACUCCACCGCGUAGCUCCACAUCAAGCAUCAUUAUACAGAUUCUGGAUGCAAAUGACAAUAAACCAAAGUUUUCCAACAGUUCGUACACCAUGUAUUUGUUUGAAAAUGCUGCCUCCGGUACGUCCGUUGGCACCGUCUCAGCUACAGAUCGUGAUAUCGGCCGAAACCAGGAGAUAAUGUAUUUGUUAGAAAAGGGCAUGAACGACUUUGAGAUCAAUCCAUCCACUGGUUUGAUCAUCAGCGAGAAGGUAUUUGAUCGUGAGGAAAUGUUACGCAUCAAAGGUCAGGAUUUUGUGGAGUUUACCGUCAUUGCUAUGGAUCAUGGUAGUGUCCGCCAACAGGAGCAAGCGACAGUCAAGGUCAUCAUUCAAGACCGUAAUGAUAACACACCCCGCUUCACUCAACAGUUGUAUGAAGAUAGCCUGUAUGAAAAUGCUAACUUGGAAACACAGAUUAUCAAGGUCUAUGCGGAUGACAUUGACAGUGGUCCAAAUGGUUACAUCUUCUACACAAUCACAAGUGGCAAUGAGGACAAUAAGUUUCAUAUCAAUCAAGGAUCAGGGCAAAUUAAACUUGUCGGAAAGCUUGACCGCGAAACAAAAGAUUCUUAUGAACUUGUUGUAACUGCUCAAGACAAAGCGCCAGUUAACCCUCUCUCUGCAACAGCGACGGUCAGGAUAAAGGUCUUGGAUUACAAUGACAAUACGCCAGUCUUUGGUCCGUCCCAGCUUCUUGCUGAUUUGCCAGAAACGACCAGUCCUGGGGAACUGAUCACAACGUUUUCAGCCACGGAUCAAGACUUUGGAAGCAAUGCUUUGGUCAGUUACGGUAUAUCCAGUGGAAAUCAAGUGGGAACGUUCAAUCUGGAUGCAAACACUGGUAGACUUUACCUUGCGAAGAAAGUAGAUUAUGAAGCUACUCCGAAGUUCUUCUUGAAUAUCACUGCAACAGAUUAUGGUAACCCUCGCCUCUCAUCCACGAUUAGUUUUACUGUCAAUGUUAUCGAUUAUAAUGACAAUCCUCCAGUUUUUCCGUCCGAUCCCAUUGGUCGCCAGAUACAAGAAGGAAUCCGGCCCGACACAAGCAUCGUCCAGGUACUCGCAACUGACCCUGACUCUGGUCCAAAUGGGCAAGUGCGCUAUUCUCUCAUUCAGGAAGUUGGCAAUUAUUUCAAGAUCGAUGCUGUGACUGGUUGGAUAAAAACUAACGCAGCCAUCGAUCGCGAAAAGGAGGACAACUUCGUUUUGAAAGUGAUCGCUGUUGAUCAAGCACUACCUGCAACUUUACGGAAAUCGGCAGAGAAAAUGGUGAACAUCAUUGUCAUGGAUUCAAACGAUAAUGCACCAGAGUUCAUCUCUAUGGACGCAUGUGUCAUGCCAUAUGGGGCUGUCGCUGGGUCAAAGGUCACAACUAUCCAAGCUAUUGAUGCCGACACUGGGAGGAAUGCAAAUGUUUCAUAUGCUUUAACGAGUGGUGACUCAAACACUUUCACGCUCAAUGGAGAAACUGGCGACCUCUAUUUGAGGAUCAGUGUACCACAGUCAAAGCUGACAUACGAAUUGAACAUCGCUGCAAGAGAUCAAGGUAUGAGUGACCAACUCGGCAGAAAAUCAACCAACUCAAAAUUCACUGUCAUAAUCCCUGGUGACGGUGGCCCGACAUUUUCAAAGUCACGGUAUGAUGCUACAGUGACGGAGAACACUCCUGCCGAUCGGUCAGUUGUAACUGUUUCUGCCUCCUACCCUGGCAGCAAUGGAGGGUUGAUACAGUAUUUCAUCACUUCGAUCACAUCUGGUGGAAUAAAACAGCCGAGAUACUUCAAGGUGAAUCCGACGAACGGCAUCAUCAGCACGGCAGAAGUUUUGGACCGGGAGACGGGAUUUGAGGACUUCCUUGUUGAGGUUGUGGCAGUGGACAAGAGAGUUGGAACACCAAAGACAACGAAAGUUGAGGUCCAUAUCUCACUCUCGGAUCAGAAUGACAGUCCUCCACUCUUCACUUCACCCAGCUAUCAAGUGACCGUGCCGGAGAAUUCCCAAGGAGACCAAACACUGGCCAUCAUAUCAGCGAGAGAUGCCGACAAGGACCAGACGAUCACAUUUCGAAUACUCUCAGGGAAUGAUGGGAAAUUCCAACUUGAUUCUGCUUCUGGCGUCCUGACGACAACUGGAGGACUCGACCGCGAGCAGGUAGCAUCCUACAACUUAGUUGUUGAGGCCUCAGACGGUGUCCACAAGUCCACCGCUAUCGUCUAUGUAAACGUGAAAGACGUCAAUGACAAUGCACCAACGUUUUCGAAACCAAGUUACUCAUUUGACAUCCCUGAAAAUACACCAAAGGGGACGACAGUCUCUGCUGUGACGGCUUCAGAUGACGAUGCUGCUGAGAAUGGGGAGAUCACAUUCUCAUACGCAACGUCUUAUGGCCAGGAGGUCUUUGCGUUGGACUCCAAGACUGGCAUUAUUACAGUGAAUGGUUUCCUCAAUUAUGAACAGACUCCGCACUACAUCUUGAAGGUGAAGGCCACGGACGGAGGCAACCCGGCUUUAUCAAGCACUGUGACAGUGUACAUGAACGUGAUCGACCGCAAUGACAACUCGCCCAUAUUUGACCCUGUGACGUCCAAGGUGGAGAUCUUAGAGAACGUUACAACAGGGAAGAGUAUUGUGACUGUGAGAGCGACUGAUGUCGAUGCUGGUAAAAAUGGUGAGCUGCAAUAUUCCAUAGAGUCGGGUGACAACAAGGCCCAGUUUCGUAUCAACAGCAAGAAUGGUACCAUCUUCACGACUAAGCCUUUAGACCGUGAGGAGCAGGCCAUCUACACUCUGGUAGUCAAGGCAACGGAUCAAGCAGAAGACACGCGCGACCGGUUGUCAUCAACCACUCAGGUGACGAUCAUCCUGAGGGACAUCAACGACUGCGCACCAGAGUUCAAAUCUCCCAAUGAGACUGAAGUCACAGAGAACACGCCCCUCAACACAAUCGUUUAUACAGUCAUAGCGGAGGACAAAGACGCAGAGAGCAAUAAAUAUAUCACAUAUAAAUUGGUCACUGUUCCUUUUAAUGCAUUCUCAUUGGAGCCUCUCAGUGGCAAGUUACGUGUCAACGGGCCGCUAGAUCGAGAGAAAAUCACCAGUUAUCGUUUAGUUAUCCAAGCCACAGACCAGGGGUCACCAGCAAAGUCAUCUACGAUGGUGUUGAUGGUCAUGAUCAAGGAUGAAAACGAUAAUGACCCGCAGUUUAUUCCGAGCGAUUUGAAUGCCAAGGUCAUAGAGAACGAGGUCAUUGGGACGAGUGUGUUGAAAUUGACAGCGACUGAUUUAGACAUUGGUCUUAACAGUAUGGUACGUUACUUCAUCACCGCCGGAGAUCCAAAUCAGGAUUUCAAAAUUGACGAAUACACGGGAAUUCUCCGAGUUAACAAAAAACUGGAUUAUGAGCGAAUAAGUAAAUAUCAGUUGACCGUUCAAGCUGAAGAUUCUGGGAGGGAUACACGCUACGAUACGACACAGGUUUCAAUUAGAAUUUUGGAUAUUAACGAUUGUUCGCCUGUGUUUGUUGAUGCUCCAUACACAGCUUUCGUUCGAGAAAAUAUGAAAAAUGUGCCCGUCUAUGUGACGUUGGUGACUGCCCGUGAUGACGAUUCACAGUUCAAUAGUGUUCUCACGUACGCCAUCCGACGCGGGAACUCGUCUGUGUUUGAGAUCGAUUCAAGUACGGGAGAAAUAAAAGCCAAGAUAGCACUGGAUCGAGAGGAAAUUUCAUCAUAUUCGUUGACUAUCGUCGCCCAUGAUUCAGGAAUCCCUCGACUCAGCGGCACAGUUACCGUCAGUGUUUAUGUCAAUGAUGUCAAUGAUCAUGACCCUGUCUUUGAGAGAAGUGCCUACACUGGCUACAUCGCUGAGAAUAUUCCCCCAUCAGUGAGCAUCACUGCUGUACAGGCAUCCGACAAGGAUGAAGGCCUUAAUGCUCAAAUAAGGUAUCACCUGUUGGAUAGCAUGGGAGACCGCUUCACUGUCAACCCAGCCUCGGGCCUCAUCCUCACCACAGCAUCCCUCGAUCGUGAGCACCAGGACCACUACAAGCUGAUCGUCGUUGCCUCAGACAGCGGUAGCACUCCCCGCUCCAGUACCGCAUCUGUCACUAUCUACAUUGAAGACAAGAAUGACCACGCCCCUGAGUUUGAGCAUCGGGCAUACACAGGCUACAUCCCAGAUCAAACAAAGCCAGGUGAUUUUGUGAUAGGCCUGACUGCUGUGGAUCAGGACAUCGGCCCCAACUGUCAGAUUGUCUAUGCGUUGAGUGGCGGAGAUUCAUCCAAGUUUACUAUCAAUCGGGAUAACGGUGUUGUGACGGCAAAAGAUCUUCUGACGAUGUCAUCCAAACCACAGGGAUACAAGUUCACCGUUAGUGCUACUGAUAAGGGUACACCCUCCAUGGCCAACACAUCGAUGGUCGACAUCAAGUUCACCACAGCUACGGCAUCCAGUACACCAAUCUUUGCUACUGGCCAACGGACGUUUGAUCUGUCAGAAUCCAAGCAAGUCGGCCAGACGGUGAUGACAGCUCUGGCCACCUCACCUAUCUCAGCUGAUCCAAUCUCCUAUGAUAUCAUCGGUGGCAACAUUGGCGAGACAUUCGAGGUUGGCAUACGAAGCGGUCAAGUGAAGAUUGCGCUUGGUCUCGACUACGAGAUAACUCACAGCUACAGUUUAUGGAUUCGAGCCUUGGAUAGUCGCAACCCACCUGGCUCCUCUCUUAUGUCGAUUACGGUCAAUAUCGAGGAUGAAAAUGAUAAUCCACCCAAGUUUGAUCAGAGUUUCUACAACACCACUAUCAUGGAGGAAUUACCAUCAGGCCAAGGGCUUUUGACGGUCACAGCUAAGGAUGCAGACUCUGGCGUCAAUAAGAAUAUCUUGUUUUCCAUCAUCAGUGGGAAUACUGGCACCGCGUUCAAGAUUGGUGCUGACACUGGGGAAAUUAAAACUGCGAUAAGACUUAAUCGUGAGAUUUUGGAUCAUUACAGCUUGAUUGUGAAAGCUGCUGAUCAGGGUCAGCCACAGAAAACGGCCACAGCGACUGUCCUCGUUAACGUUGAAGACAAGAACGAUAAUCCACCUCAAUUCACAAAGCUAUUCAACGUCGCUAUCCCAGAGAACUCGCCCAAGGGAACCUUCGUAAUCAGGAUCACGUCUUCAGAUAAAGACAUUGGACAGAACGCUGUUGCCAUUUAUUCCUUCCGUCAGUCAAGUACAAAGUUCACCAUAGAUGGCAGCAGCGGGAAUGUAACAGUGAUUGGUGACCUUGACCGUGAGACGGAGGAUGAGUAUAUCUUGACAAUCGAUGCGACUGAUGGCUCGUGGAAGAUCUCCACCACCCUCUCCAUCCUUGUGACAGACGUCAACGACCACACUCCAGUUUUCUCAAAGCAAGACUACACCUUCUAUUUUGAAGAACUGCAACCACAGGUGGCGCUUGUUGGUGCUGUUCAUGCAAAUGAUUCAGACGCUCCUGGUGUCAAUUCUGACAUUGUUUUCUCAAUGAAACAAGAUGAUCCUAACUUCCGUAUCGAUCCCAACAACGGUCAGAUCUUCUCGAAGAAGAGUGUCAAGUAUCUCCAGGACAACACUGGGCCAUCGCCUAAAAAUCAACAUGCUUUCAUCCUUGUGGCGUCUGACAAGGGCAACCCUUCAAGGUCAACUGAAGCCACAUGUACUGUGGUCGUCAUCGAUGCUAACAACAACGCACCCAUCUUCCAGAAAGAUAAAUACGUCUCUGCCGUCCCUGAAAACGCCAACAUCGGCAAGACAGUCUUGCAGCUGGUCGCAGAAGACAAGUUAGACUACGGCAUCAACGCAGAGGUUGAAUACUCAUUAGGGAGCGGAAAUGGAUCAGAUUACGUCAGAGUUGACUCGAGUACUGGUUGGGUGACUAUUGCCAAGUCACUCAGUGGUGAAAAGAACAAGGACUUUACCUUUGUUGUUACCGCAAAGGACAAGGGCACCCCGAUCAAGUUCUCACAGACAAUGGUUCGCUUACGGGUUACAGGUGUCAACUACUACUCACCACGCUUUACAACAACCAACUUCCAGGUGACCAUCAAUGAGGAUAGCCGGGUUGGCCAUAUCAUCGCGGUCGUGAAGGCUGAAGAUGAUGAUACUGAUGACAUGAAUGGCAGGGUCGAGUACUUCAUCACCAGCGGCAAUGAGAAGGGCUUGUUCAAUAUGAACCAGAACAGUGGUAUGCUCACUAUCAAGGCUCCUCUUGAUUAUGACACGACACCGGUACAUCGGUUAACCAUUGUGGCUCGCGACCAGGGACUCAUAUCACGGCAGGUUUCACGAGUCUUCACCGUCUAUCUGGAAGAUGUCAACGACAGUCCGCCAACAUUUAACCACACUAAAUAUGAUGCAUACAUUGCUGAGAACUCUCCAACUGGUACUACUGUCAUCACUAUGAAGGCCUAUGAUGCUGACUCUGGUGCUAAUGCUAUCAUUGAGUACUCGAUAGUCGGGGACCGUGACGCUCAGAAGGUGUUCUCUAUCCAUACCUCAAGUGGAGAACUCGUAACCCAAGUCGCUGCUAAUCAGCUUGACUAUGAAACAAGGAACCGGUAUCAAGCUACAGUCAUCGCAAGCAACCCCAACAGUAAGAUGGAGAGUACUGUAGUCGUUAACAUCCAUGUGACCAGUGUCAAUGAGUAUAUGCCAAAAUUCCUACAGAAGGAGUACAAUUAUAUUGUCAGCGAGUCUGCUACUGUUGGCACCUCCGUCGGCAAAGUGUUUGCCUCCGACCAGGAUACUGGGGAAGAUGGUAUCAUCUAUUAUUACCUCGUCAGCGAGAGUAACAACAAAGGCUUCAGGAUUGAUCCGAUGACGGGCAAUAUCUACGUCACAAAAGCGCCUGACAGGGAAUCUCAGGCAACUGUCAUUCUUGACGUCAUGGCGAAAAAUCGUGGUCCGUUGCGAGGCAAUGAUGCCGAUCAUUGCAUCGUCAGGUUGGGUGUCCAGGAUGCUAAUGAUGCACCUGUCUUCUCUAAGGAUGUCUAUGAAGCGAACAUUACCGAAAAUGCCCAGUCUGGAUCGCGAGUGAUUGUGGUGUCAGCUGUUGAUAACGACCUGAAACCAGAGCACAGGCAGUUCUCCUUCAUAAUCCUCAACAAUAACCGUGGUGGUGUUUUCAGAAUCAAUUCUCAAACAGGUGAAGUGACUGUGGCAGGAAGACUUGACCGUGAAACGGUCUCCAUCUAUAAUGUGACGGUUGGAGCAGUUGACACAGGUGUGCCUCCUCAGACUGGAUCUGCCACUGUCAAGAUCACUAUAGAAGAUUUCAAUGAUAACGGGCCAGUUUUCAUCCCUCCUCAGCCGUUUGGCUACCUCACAGAGGAAGAAACACCGCCUUCUAAUAUCAUGGUUCUCACAUCUGUGACCUCUGACCCCGAUCUCCCACCCAAUCAAGGACCAUAUCAAUACAGCAUCCCGAGCAGUAGUCCUCUUGCAUCCAAGUUCAAGGUUGAUUCAAACUCAGGAAUUCUGACAGCGUUGGUUCGUCUUGACCGAGAAGCCCAGCCAGAUUAUUUGGUUCCAGUCGUAGUCAAAGAUGGCGGCACUCCACAGAUGUCCUCAACAUUGACAGUACGGGUUAUCAUGCGUGACAUCAACGACAGCCCAUCCUUGCCAAGGCCAUUGAAUAUCCUUGUCUUUUGUUAUCAGACACAAUAUCCGGUUGGGAAGAUUGCUGAUGUUCAACCUGUGGAUCCAGACAGUGUUGGGACUUACACCUGUCGGAAGACGCAGGGCUCUGACCUGUUUUCUAUACCAAGUGCCUGUGAUCUCCACGCCAAGAAGAUCACUCAGGGUAACAAGUUCAGUCUGAAAGUCAGCGGAAGUGAUAGUAUCCAUGCCGAGGUCUCCUAUGACAUCAGUUUGACGUACCAUCAGAUUGACAACAACACCCUAGGUAAUACAAUCAUUGUCCAAUUGGAGAACAUCAUCACAGAGAACUUCCUACAGAAUUCUUAUGUGAAUUUCAUGAAAGCUGUAGGUGAAAUGUUUACAAAGAUUGACCAAGUGUUGCUCUUUGGUAUAAACGAGGCUGGUUCACAUCUUAAUUUGUUAAUCGCCGUGAAGAAGCAAGAUGGAAAGUAUGUAUACGUUUCUAACCUAGAGACACUGUUCAAGACUAAUCAGGCGCAGAUUGAGAGUGAGGCUGGGGUGAGGUUCAAGGUGAUUAAUCUCAACCCCUGUGCAGACAACCCAUGCAUGAACGAGGGAGAGUGCAGCAGUGCUAUCGAUGUUUACACGGACACAACCAUAUCUUCCUCACAGUCCCUGGUGAUCACCACACCUGACAACAAUGGUGGUUUCACCUGUACCUGUCGUAAUGGAUUCAGUGGGCCGUACUGUAAUAUCUCUGACAACAACUGCCAGAACAACCCUUGUAACAAUGGCGGCCAAUGCCACACCCUUCCGGACGGCACCGAUAAAUGUGAUUGUCUGUCAGGUUGGGAAGGUGCCGUCUGCAGUGUCGAUAUCAAUGAAUGCCAGCGUAAUCGGCCAUGUCGUAACGGUGGUGCCUGCUCCAAUAAGCCUGGCUCCUACGAAUGUUCCUGCAAACAAGGCUACUCUGGCGAUAACUGUGAGGUCAAGAUCGACUAUUGUAAGGGCACAGUUUGUCAAAACGGGGGCACCUGCCACAGCAAGAUCUCCACCUAUGAAUGUGAAUGUCCAUUUGGGAAUGCUGGGAGAAACUGUGAACAUACUAGUGUCGGAUUUGACGAGCUUUCCUACAUGGAGUUCAAUAUGCUCAAAGCAACCGAUAACACCAUUGUUUUGGAGUUUGCGACUGUCAUGCCGAAUGCAUUACUUCUCUACAAUGUCGGGGAUAAACUUGCUGAUAUCAAGAAAGAGGAGUUCCUGGCACUAGAGAUUAUCAAUGGAAAGAUACGGUUCUCAUAUGCACUUGGUGACCCCACGACCACAAGAAUCUGGGUGCAGAAGACAGUCAACAACGGGAAGUGGCACCGUGUAGAGGCUACCAGACAAAGACAGCAAGGCUUUAUCUCUGUGAGUGAGUGCCCAGAAGAUUCCCUCUCAUGCAACCAGUGUCAAGACAGUUCCUGCCAGAACUCGUCCUCAUCUGCAACCUUUAGCAGCCUUAGCGUGAAGAACCCACUGACCAUCGGUGGUGUCCGUAACCUCCAGAUGAUCCUCAAUCACAUGCACCAAGUUGAGACAUACGACUUCGUCGGGUGCAUCCGGAACAUCACGAUAGAUGGGAAUGACUUACUGGCUGCAACGCCAUUGGCGACGAAUUUCACGACCAGUACUUGUCCAAGAUCGAAACAAGGUGUAUGCAAGAACGACACCUGUGGGGAGAAGGGCAAGUGUAAGGAUGUCUGGGGAACGGCUCGGUGCGAGUGUCCAGCAGGCAAAAUGCCUCCAGAUUGUAAAUCAGCCAUUGAACCAUUCUCGUUUGGUGCGAAUGCCCGAGUGAUCUAUACACCUAAGGAGAGCUACAAGAGAGCCAAGCAGUUUGAGGCAGCAAAGGCCAAUGCCAGAAGGAAACGUACUGUAUCUGAGAUGGCGGAGAAAGUCUCAUUUAGGAUCCGAACUCGUGAUGAUAAUGGAUUGUUAUUCUAUGUGGCCAGUGGAAUUGACUACACUGUCAUCAUGGUUUCUGAUGGUCUCGUCCAGUAUGGUUUUUGGAACAAGGGAAUUGGGGGAUCUCUUACUGUUGCAGAGGUGAAGGUCACCGAUGGCAACUGGCACAACGUGACCUUGAGCACUGCAGGAGGUCGUGAAGUGACUUUGGAGGUUGACAAGAAGAUCCAAGCGAAGACAUUCACUUCGUCCGUGCAUAGCUUUCUUGGUCUUGAUAUCACUGCAAUGUCAGUUGGUGGAGCAAGUGCUGUCGUCAAGUGGGAUCAACAAGAACUAAAAUCUUUUAAUGGAUGCCUAUCAGAUUUCAAACUGAAUGACAAGAUCCAGCCGUUCUCUGGAGCAACGGAUCGCUUCACGGUUGAAGCAGUGGGUGGAGUGGCCAAGUCUUGUCCAGGGCCCAGCGUGUGCAUACCAAACCCUUGUCCAGUGGGUAACAAGUGUGAGAUCGUUGGCGGUGUGUCUCAAUGUAUCCCACGUGUCGCAGCUUCCACACUCAAUAUCGGCAUCAUCCUGGUUAUCGUCUUCUUCAUCGUCUUGGUGAUCGCCAUCAUCAUCAGCGUUGUCAUCAUCCAGAGACGCCGCAUGAAUAAGGAUGUGCCGAAAGUCAACGGUAGUGUGAUUGUGAUGGGAAAUAAACAUGGGAACGAUAGUGGCCAUAGCAACCAUAGUUAUCAGGAUUCGGGAUAUACGGAAAACGGCGAGAUUAUAUCGGAUGCUUUUAUACGGAAUCAUAUCGCAGAGGAGCUGGCGACGAUGAAGUUUAAUGAGCGCAAUGUUGAUAGUCCACAUUCUCAUGCCCGUCCAGAUAUUAUUGAAGCAGAGAAAAUGGGGCGGCGAAUGAAUGCUCCGUCGCCGGUGAGAAUGGAUGAUGGCACUGUGAUCAUAGAAAAUGGUGACGCCAUGGGUUUUGAGGAAUCACCUGAACUUUAUGAUUUAGAAAACGCUAGUAGUAUAGCGCCACCUGAUAUUGACGUUGUGAAACAUUAUAAAAAAUAUCGGAAAUAUAGCGGCAAUCCGAACCUGCCAUAUUUACCUAGUCAUUUGAGGAAUAGUCCAAACAUGCUCAAUAUGAGUAGAGACAGUCCAGUGAGUGUCUCUAGGCAGAGUCCAAACAUCUUAGCUGAGAGUCCAAGUAUAUUAAAAAUGCAAAGUACGCCACUGAAUCGCCAGAGUCCACUGAAUAUGCCUGGUGGUCAGAGCCCCAUUCAAAUGCAGGGAUAUACAACUCCAGUUCGCCAGAGUCCUCUGGGGCACUUGUCGCGGCAAAGCCCUAAAUCCAUCGGUGCUAGUCCAUUGACAUUACCUAUGCCCUCGACGCAAAUACGAGAGAGCAGGUCUAAUUCUGAACAGAGUUUACCUCAUCCUGUUGGACGGAGUAACCAUAGCAACAGCUCACAGAGCUUAACAUCACGUGAUCCUCGUGCUCGGACACCUAAUAGACUUCCGAACGGCCAUCCCCCGAGACCAAGUAGUCGGGCUAACAACCGCCCGGCUAAAACGAAAUCUGGUCAUGUGAAAGGGUUGACGGUGGACGAGAUCAAUCGGUUGAAUGCUCGUCCAUUGAUGGCUACACCACCUAGUACUAUAGACGCUGACCAAUCUUCAACUGAUUUUGGUCCUCCGCCGCGCUAUAAGGAUAUAUUCGAACCUACUGGGCUCUUAGAGCCACCAGAGUCGUCAUCUGAUGAUGUUUCUGAUGACGAUUUCACAUGUUCUGAAUUCGAGUAUGACAAUCAUGAAAAAAUCCGCAGUGAAUUUGACACUAAUAUCAUGAUCUUCCCCAAGGUUCAGGAAGAGGAUGAGAAUGAGGAGAGCCCCAUGGAAUCCAAUCGGACGUUCUCUGGAGACGAGUCGGCGCGUGGUUCACUGAGCACGCUACUCGUCUCUGAUGAAGAUGCGCCCAAACAUGUGCAUCAACAUAAAAACUUAGGCGGGGCUUUCAAUUGGGAUUAUUUGCUAAACUGGGGGCCAAGUUUUGAGAAACUUGUUGGCGUUUUUCAGGAUAUUGCAGAAUUGCCGGAUGCUAAUGCCAUCCCUCACCAAGAGGCCAUCAAUGAUUCGACCAAUAAACAUGAAGAAUACGUGUGAUAGUUGAGUGGUCAUGUGAUCUCAGGACUUGUUUUCAUUGGCUCAGCUUAAGCAAUACUUAUAACUGAACCUUCAGCAGAUUGUGUUAAUUGCGUCCAUAUUCAGAAACUCAUUUUAUUUGUCACAGAUUUUAGAGAUAUUUUCAGGUGUAAAUUUUUUUGUAAUUAUGUACAGAAUGAUUAACUUUGAGUUGUGAGUCUCCACUUGGCAAUGCUCUUGUGUGUUAAGGGAUUGAAAUAAACCCUUUAAGGACAUUACUUUAGGAGCUUCGUCAGAAUACCAUCUGACCUCAGAAGGUUAACUGGAUGUUCCAUUGAACAUUUCAGCAAGCGAUAAUCUUUCAUACUGUAAGCCCUUUUAUAUUUGGCAGCCUAACAUUUAUUGCAGAGUGGUCCAAGCGCAAUUGUUAUGGGUGCAAAGAUGUUCAACUAUUGGUUUUAUCUUUGGAAAAUGCAGCCAUUUGAUAUCUAAAGUGUGUAUUUACAAACAUAGGAUGGUGAAAAUAAAGGGGUUUAUAGUUAUUGUAUUGUAUCUACUUAAACGACAAUCAGUCCACGUCCAUCCGCGUCAUGAUACAGUGAAGUGGCCUUUCUUACAAGUUCAUGUGUUGUAAUCAGCCGUCUCCCAACACGUUCCUGUCACAUUCUAACUGUCGUCAAUAACGUGACAUCAGUGUAUGUGAAGAAAGAUUGGUCAGGAGCUAAAACAGAGAUGAUUCAGCGCUGUUUCUUUGUUGAAAAGAUAUGAGGAACCUGUGGCUAACGUGACAGGAACACGUUGGGGAAGUGGCAGAUCUUGUGCAUAUAUUGUACAGAAGAUGAGCACUUCAUCAUAUUCGCUUUCAGUUUCUUACUGACUCGGAAGAUGAGUGGGCUAAAGUUUGCCUCUUAUAGGUAUUGGGUCAUCAGUGGGAACAUUGACUUUGAAGCAAGAUUUUAUCAGUUUUACUGUCAUAAGUUUUAUAACCGUCUACAAAACCUAAAUAAGGCUAGUUUUGUUACUGGAGAAGAAUUGUUGUUAUUGCUUUCUACUAAAUUAGUAGGGGAUUUUCAGUCCUAUUGUGUGUUUUGUAUUUAGAAAGAAUGAUGUAGCUUAUUUGGGUGUUCUCAUUAACCUUCUAGAAUGAGAUAGGGUACUUAUGUCCUGUGCACUGACUUGCCAUUUCAUAAUGGAAGUUACUAUGACAUACCAAACAGAAGCAUUUAUUAUUCAAAAGAAUGUGGUUAUUCACGGUUUUAUCUUUUUGCAUAUGUGUACCAAACGUUUGCUUGAAUCGGGAUUUUAAUGAGGUCAAGAGGAAUUUGCACCAAACCAUUGUAACAUAACUGUGUUCCAUUGAUAGUCUGAUACAUUUUCAUACAAUUUUCGUAAAGAAAAAUGACUUUAGACAUUUGUAAAUACCGUCCACCACUGCUGACCAUUCCUAAGUGUAAGGUAAGAUGGUACAGUUAUAGGCCCAGUACAAUUAUAGCCCAUACAGUGUAGAAAACAGCUGAUUGUACACAUUCAUGCAUACAGCGGCUAUAAUUGUACCAUAUUACCAUAUAUACUUGUAACCUUUUAAUACAUGUACAUGUAUAUUGAUCCAUCCAAGAGAAACAUUCCGGAUGAAACGUAGAUUAUUUUUGUAUUUUGCUCCAUCCUUUAAAAUGUAUUUUGCUCUCUCUCAGACAUCAUCAUCAACAGAGCUUGCUUAGUCCAUCUAUUGUGACUACUCAUAGACUAACUUGUCCACAAAGAUAUCAGAGGUAACAAGUAAAUAAUGAAUAAUACAAAGUUUUCAGCUGACUCUUCAAAAUAUCUGUGUUUAGAGAGAGUCAAAUGCUGGGGAGGCCAUUCCACAGCACAGUAGCUGAGGAUGUUCUCUUGUAUUGUCUGAACAAUGUUUUUUUAGUUUCCAAAUGUGUCUGAGAAACUUCGCUACUCGUAGACUAUUUUAUUCUGAAGAUCACAGCAUAAUUAUACAUGUAUAUAGCUCACUUUGUACGUUUUGAGAACCCAAGUCACACACAAGGAUUUUUACUUAUGUUUUAUACUUGCUGCCAGCUCUGUGAGGAUAUAGAGCUGUUAUUUAUGAAGAUGAACUACCACAAGUGUAAAAAAACAAAAGGUAACAUUUGUGAAA
Molecule: messenger RNA, 17643 nt
Organism: Lineus longissimus
Lineage: Eukaryota; Metazoa; Nemertea; Pilidiophora; Heteronemertea; Lineidae
Product: cadherin-related tumor suppressor-like
Exons: 14
Coding region: 426-15518 (5030 amino acids)
Biological process (GO): homophilic cell-cell adhesion
Cellular component (GO): plasma membrane
Molecular function (GO): calcium ion binding
Source: RefSeq, a predicted model, not a curated record